GUUUACAUUUUUCGUAAUUUGUUUAGUUCUACAGCAAUAUUCGGUACUCUCUUUAGCCUAAAACUUCGAAUUGAAUAAGUAAUUAAGAUUUGCACAUUAUAAACACCAGUGCCUACCGUUAAUAUGUCUGAUAGCAAAAGGAAAACAUCGAAUCAAGGCUACUCCUCAAUACCGGAUAAACGAACUAAACUGGAGGAGGUCAACUCCGAUGAAGAUGAGGUUGUACACAUCACUAAACCAAGGGUUCCUGAUCCGGCGCUGCUCAAACGGUCGAAGCAGUGUCCCUAUCUGGACACCAUCAAUCGACACUUGCUCGAUUUCGACUUCGAGAAACUGUGUUCGGUUUCACUGACGAGGAUAAACGUUUACGCCUGUCUGGUUUGUGGAAAGUAUUUCCAAGGAAGGGGCACAAACACCCACGCGUAUACGCAUUCGGUGGCCGAAUCGCACCAUGUAUUUCUGAACUUGUCCACACUGAAGUUUUACUGCCUGCCGGACAACUAUGAAAUCAUCGACUCGUCGCUGGAUGAUAUUAAGUAUGUGCUCAAUCCGGUUUUCACCUUGAAAGAUAUCAAAAACUUAGAUAAGGAAGACCACAAAAUGUCGCGAACGGUUGACGGAACGCUCUACGCGCCGGGGGUUGUCGGAAUGAACAAUAUCAAGGCGAAUGAUUACUGCAAUGUGAUUUUGCAAUCGCUGUCGCAUGUCAAGCCGAUCCGCGAUUUCUUCCUGAUCGAGAAAAAUUACGCCAACACCAAGAGACCUCCGGGGGAUACGGCAUUUACGCUGGUGCAACGAUUCGGCGAAUUGCUUCGCAAGUUGUGGAACCCUCGCAAUUUUAAGGCCCAUGUUUCUCCGCACGAAAUGCUGCAAGCGGUUGUGUUGUGGAGCAGUAAAAAGUUCCAGAUCACUGAGCAAGGGGAUCCAAUUGAGUUUUUGUCGUGGUUCUUGCACAGUUUGCACAAGCAGUUACGAGGAAAUAAGGAUCGGAACUCUUCGGUCAUAAAUCGAACGUUCUUGGGGGAGAUGAUAAUUUAUACCAGAAAGUUGCCGCCAACGGAACUGGAUGAUGUGCAGAAGCAGCUGCUACUGGCGACCGAUGAGUACCAGGAGAAACAGGAAACUUCGACCUUCCUCUAUCUGACGUGCGAUUUACCGGCCACGCCUCUGUUUAUCGACGAGUUCAGGGAGAAUAUUAUUCCUCAGGUUAAUCUGUACCAGUUGCUGGCGAAGUUCAACUCGGUGUCCGAGAAGGAGUACAAAACAUACAAGGAGAAUUUCCUCAAGCGUUUCGAAAUAACACGGCUGCCCAAGUUCGUGAUACUGUACAUCAAGCGGUUCACCAAGAAUACCUUCUUCCUGGAGAAGAACCCAACGAUCGUCAAUUUUCCGGUGAAGAACAUAGACUUCGGCGAUAUUCUCACCGAUGAGAACAAACAGCGUCAUACGCAAACAAAGUACAAUCUGGUGGCGAACAUCGUGCACGAUGGCGAUCCGAAGUCUGGCACCUACCGGUGCCAUAUUUUACAGAAAAGUACCAACCAGUGGUACGAAAUGCAGGACUUACAUGUCACCAGUAUUCUGCCGCCGAUGAUUACGUUAACAGAAGCGUACAUUCAAAUCUAUGAACAACAGGACGAAGAUGAAAAAGAGGAUCCUCGACAUUCGUAGGAGGAAGAUCGUUCGAGUGCUUAGGUAAUUUAUAUAACUGAUGCUUGGGAAUAUGUUAGAUAGUUGCAGCGAUGAGUGUGAAUUAAAUGAUCGAGCAUCCUUUCAUCCAAUAAAUCGUAUGCGGUUUAUGAAUACAUAAUAGAGUAAGGAUUGUCAAUCGGAAACAGAUAUGAGAAAAGUGAAAACUUGAUACUUGUUGAUACUUGAAUGCUUGUGCGUUGGGUAAAAAUGUAAACGAGCCAUGAUUUCACUCCAGCUUAAUCGAAUUGAAUCAGUCCGAAAGUUUCCUUUCUUUGCCUUCAUCCUCCGCUGGUUGGAUAGAACUGUGAAAUAUAUUUUCCAAAGAAUCCCGAGACUGGAUACUGUGAGCACCACGAACGCAAUCACAUGUUUAUUUGAUUUCACAUUUUCUAAAGAGCAUUGACAACAUUGUUUUGAUGAUACCAUCCAAAAUUGCGAUGUAGUCCAGAAUAGCCCAUAACAUUGUAAUUGUAAAAUACUUAAAUCUGGGCUUUGAGGAGGCCCUUUAAGGCCAACCCCAUGAUUAUUCGUGUACAUGACCAUCAAACGUUUCAAGGAGUCUGGCACAUUUGUUUAUUUAUUUAAGCUCAUCAGCAUUCUAGCUGUAACAAAAUCGGAUUCAAUCGUGUACAUGUUAAUUUUUUUAUUCUUUAUUUGAGAGGAUUUGAUCCUCCUGGACUGGUUCGUCUCUUCAUCGACGGCAUUGCGGUAAGUUUUGAGAUCAAAUUAUUGCACAUGAAAUUAUUACAAAAAAGUUUUACUUCAAAUGACACAAAAAAUUAAACACAUAAAACCAUUUUCAAAACAUAAUUUGACAAAAUAAAACUCCAGGGCAGUGGA
This is a messenger RNA of Toxorhynchites rutilus septentrionalis, 2532 nucleotides long. It is a transcript of the gene Usp39, whose product is annotated as U4/U6.U5 tri-snRNP-associated protein 2. Bases 124 to 1671 code for a protein of 515 amino acids. Gene Ontology annotation, biological process: spliceosomal complex assembly; protein deubiquitination; mRNA processing. The transcript is spliced from 3 exons. NCBI's taxonomy places the organism in Eukaryota, Metazoa, Arthropoda, Insecta, Diptera, Culicidae. The record is from RefSeq and is a predicted model, not a curated record. Gene Ontology annotation, molecular function: cysteine-type deubiquitinase activity; zinc ion binding.